Pieris brassicae (large cabbage white) is the source of this 1027-nucleotide messenger RNA. RefSeq lists its product as uncharacterized. The transcript is spliced from 2 exons. NCBI's taxonomy places the organism in Eukaryota, Metazoa, Arthropoda, Insecta, Lepidoptera, Pieridae. The record is from RefSeq and is a predicted model, not a curated record. Bases 560 to 946 code for a protein of 128 amino acids.
UUAGUGAGAUCCUUGCCAUCCAAAGAUUUUAUAUUAGGUCCAAUUUGGUUAACUUCGUCGUAAGUCUCCACGUUGUGUGUAUAUCCAGCCCUUAACUAUCAAAUUGCCCUCUUUGGGGCCACGUUCAGAAACACAGCGUGGGGGCCAAAGGGGCGAGUGUUUUUCAAUUCAUAAGCUUCAGGGGGAAGGAUCAUUAACGGUCUUGCUAUAUCAAAAGUAAUAUAUAGAACAUCCAUUCUACUAGUUUAAACAGUGAUUUGGUAGGUUGAAGGCCAGGCUUAGAUAAUCGUAAUUUUGAUUCUUAUCAAUCAGAGUCUGGUUUCUAUUGCUUUUGAUAUAAAAACUCUACUAAUCUGUGGAAUGAAAUCUUCUAAACCAGCUUAGUUUUUAAUAGAAGUGCGAAAUUUUAAUUUUAAACGUAAAUUAGUCUUCCACCACUUGGAGUAAACUAAAGUUUGAUUUGGGCCGUUUCUGAGAAUAAAUAUGAACAAAAUUGUCAAAUCUCAAAUCUUUUUCGAAGGCGGUAUUUCUAUACCCUGUAUAUUACCACAGUUAACGAAUGACAAUGGACGGUUACGAGGCGAUGACGGAAGCUGUCAAAAAUGCUGACGUUUUGUCAAUGUUGCAAGAUGCAGCGGCAAUAGACGCACAUGACGAACAAUCGCAGGAGAUUAAAGAGAAAAUUCAGGAUAUUUUGAAACAGUAUGAGGUUAUGGGGGAAGAAGAUAGAACAUUGUUUGUGGAUAGACUAAAAGAAGCUCUGACGGAGAAAUUGUCUAUGAAAAUGCAGGAAAAUGAUUUUUCCUAUUGGCCUAUGUUUGUCGCUGUUUUCUUCGUGGCGUCUGUGAUUGUCUUCUUUGGAUAUAAACUAUACAAGUCGAUAAAAGAGAAAGAAAUGAAGAAAGAAGAGAAGAAGAAACAGAAGCAGUCGAAAAAGAAGAAAUAAAUGUUGUGAAGUGUUUGAGAUAAUAGUGUUAAGUUUCAUUAAAUUGUUUCAGAGUCCAUGAUUAAAAGUAUAUCAUCUUAA